AUGUCACUACGCUCCAAAACUGGUGAUACAAGUACACUGUCUCGUCUAAAUGAUACUGUGCUUAAAACCUCUUAUUCAAGUCUCCAAUGUUUGAUGUUCCGGACCAGUUCCGCAUGCUUCUUUAUCAUGGGCUCGGCUACUAAUUUGACAUAUCGUGUCAUUUCAGUGAUGGGGGGUCUCCAGGAUGGAUUACCUAAUGUCUUUCCAGGUUUGCACAUCACAUGUCUUGGACGAUACGACACAUCACUCUCCUUUAAUGCAAUCUUGUCCCUGCGUUGGGUGGUUUACUCUAGAACUUCUUUAUACUCUAUUUCAUGUCUACUGAACCGGUUGAAUAUGUUUCACCUGUAUCAUUGGUUGAACCGCGAACAGCUUUUGGCUCAGAGCACUACUGUCAAGUACUAUUAA
Molecule: messenger RNA, 408 nt
Organism: Laccaria bicolor S238N-H82
Lineage: Eukaryota; Fungi; Basidiomycota; Agaricomycetes; Agaricales; Hydnangiaceae
Exons: 9
Coding region: 1-408 (135 amino acids)
Source: RefSeq, a predicted model, not a curated record